AUGUCGGCCGAGCUGUUGGAUAGUGGUAGGGACAGCGGCAGGGACAGUGGUAGGGCCAGUGAUGCCCCAACGCCGGCCCGCAGGGAGAAGAAGCGCGUUGGUUGGCACACCAGUAGCAGCAGUGGAGGUGGUGGUAGUGGAGGAGAACCAGCCAGCCAAUUUGACCUCUCAACCCUAUCCCCAUCAGCUUCUCCCAAGCUCCCUGCUGGCGCCUUAAGUCCGGGCGGCCCGGACGCUUUUGAGCUCAGCCGCAAGCUCACCAAGGUCUUGUCCGAUGAGUCGUUUGAUAACACCGUCGUCGACCAACCAUCGCCUCAGUUCCACUUGCAACCUGAUUGGGACCCGGCUUCCAACCGCGGGCUUGGAAUCCGUCCCCCACGACCGGCAUUGCGACGUAACACGAGCUAUGAUGUACCCCAUGAGAAGGAGGAGGCCGACAAAGCCGAGCAACGAGCGGACAAGAGGACCCUGAGAUCCAUCACCGACGCGAGAAAUAGAGCAGACAAGCUUGCCAUUUCAUUGGGUAGCCACUCUGCCCCAGGUUCCAGACGAAACUCUGAGGACCUUGGUGCCUCAUUCCAGAGUUUGCUCAGCGACUCAGAUGACCCCCACAGUGGAAGAAGCCCGCGUCCUGCUGUUAUAGUCGAUGACUAUGAUAAUGACGAGGGAAAGGGAAUCAGAUCGAAACCCGCAAGGGGGGCUCCACCCAUGCUACGUCCACUUGUCACGUCUGGUCCCAGUGCUGCUGGUGGCGGCGGUUCUAGUCGGGGUCAAGCUGGUGUUUCCGCCGACGAUGUGAAUCUCCGGCGUCGUGCCCCCCACAAAGUCUUCCCAGAUGAAUAUGAAGCUAUUAAUGCUGCCACUUUGGACGAACACGAUAUAGCCGAGAAGCUCGUUCGUUCAUACACACGCAAGGGAAGAAAAGAUCUCUUUAACCCUCACCUUCCCCGGGCCACGUCUGGCACCUCAACUCCCGUUGCUCAGCAAGACUAUGUCCAUGACUAUGUGCCCCGACCCAGCAAAUACCGUGGAGGAGUCCUCUCCUCGCUCCUCAAGCUCUAUCACGAUGAUAGAUCCGUUGGAGGAGGAGGAGGAGGACAUGGUAGCACUGGGAACAACACACCUACGACCAAUCCUUCAACUCCCGUCAUUUCGCCACGGCCCUCACCCCCGACCUCGAGACCUGUAUCUCGAUCUGGAACCCCAAGGUCUAAGCGCUCUAGCGGUUUGUUUAACCUCCACCGGUCGCAUCACUCAGCAUCUUCUCUUACCCUAACUGAACUCAUGAAGUCGUCGUCCAUCUUCGCAGCACCGGGAUCCAGCGAGCUAUCCGACCGCAUGGCCGAACAAAUCCGUCGCGAGAAUGCCGCCCAACACCCCCCAAAGCCAAAGAAGGACCAAGCCCGAAUCACCGUUCACAUUGCAGGCAUCAUCUUCCGCCAUCGAUACCUUAUUAAGCUAUGCCGAGCACUCAUGAUGUACGGGGCACCGACUCAUCGCCUGGAGGAGUACAUGAUGAUGUCGUCCCGCGUCCUUGAGAUUGAGGGCCAGUUUCUGUACAUCCCAUCCUGCAUGAUCAUCAGCUUCGACGACAGCACUACCCACACAACAGAAGUUAAGGUUGUUCGUGUGCCGCAGGGCGUCGAUCUAGGCCGUCUCCGAGACGUCCACAUUAUCUAUAAGGAUGUCGUGCACGACUUGAUUAGUGUGGAGGAGGCGACGAAGAGACUCGACGAAGUGAUGAACCGCCCCCCGAAGUUCAAUGUCUGGUUCCGUGUGUUUAUGUACGGUGUCGCAUCGGUCUGUGUGGCUCCAUUCGCGUUCAAGGGCCGAUUCAUUGACUUGCCGCUUGCGUUUUUGCUCGGCUGCAUUGUCGGAGUACUCCAGCUGGUCCUUGCCCCGAGCAACGAUCUAUAUGCUCAUGUCUUUGAGGUUUCUGCAUCCGUGGUAACAUCAUUCCUCGCUCGCGGGUUUGGUUCUAUCAAUGGUGGCAAGACCUUUUGCUUCAGCACGUUGGCCCAGAGCAGUAUUGCAUUGAUCCUCCCCGGAUACAUGGUCUUAUGCAGCUCGCUGGAGCUGCAGAGUCAAAACCUUGUUGCCGGUAGUGUUCGUAUGGUCCAUGCCAUGAUUUACACCCUGUUCCUCGGAUACGGCAUUACCAUUGGGGCUUCACUAUAUGGUAUGCUCGACUCCAAUGCCACGAGCUCACCCACAUGUGAAAAUCCACUGGUUCGUGAAUGGAAUUUUUUCUUCGUGCCUGGAUUCACACUCUGCUUGUGCAUCGUCAACCAGGCCCAAUGGAAACAAACUCCGGUGAUGCUCAUGAUAUCUCUGGCUGGCUUCUGUGUCAACAGUUAUACCAGCGAUUACUUCAACAACAAUCAGAUUUCGAACAUGCUGGGCGCUCUCGCUGUCGGUCUUCUCUCCAACCUUUAUUCGCGACUUGGAGGGCACAUCCAACAUGGCUGGCUGGAUCUGCUGGAUUGGUGGCAGUACAAGGUACUCCCCCGCUUCUCCAAGAGCAGGAGGCGAAGAAUGAACAGAAAGGUCAGCGAGGACUACGGCAUGUCCGACCCCGAAUCUCGACCCGUGUCACCAGUGGAGGCAGAGCCACCGCGAAAGAAGAGACCAGCCGGCUACAGCCUAGCGGCGGCGGCCAUGCUUCCCGCUAUUUUUGUACAGGUUCCCAGUGGUCUCGCGGCAGGAGGCUCCCUCCUGGCCGGUAUCAACUCUGCCAAUGAGAUUACCAACGGCAAGAAAACCGACACGACUGCUACCGGUAACCUUGAUGGGACUGCAUUCAAUGUACUGUUAAGUGUCAUCCAGGUGGCCAUCAGCAUCAGUGUCGGUCUCUUCAUGAGCGCCCUGAUUGUUUACCCGCUGGGCAAACGCAGGAGCGGUCUUUUCAGCUUUUAA
This is a messenger RNA of Clonostachys rhizophaga, 2916 nucleotides long. NCBI's taxonomy places the organism in Eukaryota, Fungi, Ascomycota, Sordariomycetes, Hypocreales, Bionectriaceae. The record is from the annotation of a GenBank genome assembly.